Messenger RNA from Labrus bergylta (ballan wrasse), 1730 nucleotides. The record is from RefSeq and is a predicted model, not a curated record. Lineage: Eukaryota; Metazoa; Chordata; Actinopteri; Labriformes; Labridae.
AUGCCCAAACCUGGGGGCAGUGGAGGGGCUCCACCCGGGACUCGAGACGGCGGUGGGAUAUGUCGAAGCAGCAGCAUCAGCAGCGGGUCUGGAGGAAAGGUCAUGUCCCUGUCGUCGAUGAGUGAGAGCGUGAACAGCGGCCUGAGCUGUUUCCUGUCAGAACAAGCUCUGGAGCAGGAAGAGCGGCAGCAGCGCAGCAGCCAUUUAGCCGAGUUCCAGCGCCUCAGAGAGGUCAGGGCGGCCGCUCAGCUCAAGAACCUGGAGGACUUCCUCAGGAUGAACCACGUUUCACUCAGGGACACCAUGUCGUACUCCACUGGCAUGAUCUACAGAAAUUUGGGCAAAUCUGGUCUGAGGGUGUCCUGUCUUGGAUUGGGGACGUGGGUUACCUUCGGAGGCCAGAUAACAGAUGAGGCGGCCGAGGAGCUGGUGACUUUAGCCUACGAGAAUGGGAUCAACCUGUUCGACACAGCGGAAGUUUACACAGCUGGAAAGGCGGAAGUUGUCUUGGGAAACAUCAUCAAGAAGAAGGGAUGGAGACGAUCCAGUUUAGUCAUCACCACCAAAAUCUUCUGGGGUGGAAAAGCAGAAAUGGAAAGAGGAUUAUCGAGAAAACACAUAAUUGAAGGUCUAAGAGCAUCACUGGAGAGACUUCAGCUGGAUUACAUAGACGUGGUUUUUGCAAAUCGACCAGAUCCGAACACCCCUAUAGAAGAGACGGUGAGGGCAAUGACUCAUGUGAUCAACCAGGGGAUGGCGAUGUACUGGGGGACGUCUCGAUGGACCUCCAUGGAGAUCAUGGAGGCGUACUCUGUGGCGCGACAGUUCAACCAGAUCCCUCCCAUCUGUGAACAGGCAGAGUACCACAUGUUCCAGAGGGAGAAGGUGGAGGUGCAACUCCCCGAUCUCUACCACAAAAUAGGCAUCGGUGCAAUGACUUGGUCUCCUCUUGCAUGCGGCAUCAUCUCAGGGAAGUAUAGCAACGGGAUCCCCCCUAAUUCACGAGCCUCGCUAAGGGGUUAUCAGUGGAUGAAGGAUAAGAUCCUGAGUGAGGAGGGACACCGUCAGCAGGUGAAGCUAAAAGAGCUGCAGGCGGUCGCUGAACGACUCGGCUGCACACUGCCUCAGCUGGCUAUAGCCUGGUGUCUGAGGAACGAAGCUGUAAACUCCGUCCUGCUGGGAGCUUCCAGAACAGAGCAGCUGCUGGAGAAUAUCAGAGCUAUACAGGUUCUUCCGAGGUUAACGCUCUCCACUAUAUCGGAGGUGGAUAACCUUUUGGGAAACAAGCCAUACAGUAAAAAGGACUUCAGAUCCUAGAAGCAGCAACCAAUCAACCGUCACACUUUCCUGUUUGUGAAAAAGAAUCCUUUGAAUGAGAGACAGCAACACAACACACAGCUAACAGUUAAUAACCAGGAAUCUGUUUCUACAACACACAACAAACCACACGGAUGUGCCAAUGCUUAUUUCACCUCAUCUUUGCACUUCCAGUCUCAUUUAUUGAUCCUAUUUGCACCUUAUGCCACGUCAGAAUAUCAACCCGUACAACGUGCAGUCAAAGUUCAUGGAGUCCAAACAUAAAUACAUAAAUAAGAGACCUCAAAGAAAUUGAAAAACAAAAUGAUUUAAAAAAGCUAAGAAGCACUUAACAAAUUAAGAAUUUGCGACAUAUGACAUAAAUACAGCAGAAAUCCAGUCUCUCCUGUGUAAAUGUGUCUCUGAUUCAUGAC